UCACAGGGCAUAGUGGGCGUUGAAUCUGUCUUCUUCUAUAAGCUCAUACAUGACUUCACGAUUGACAUUACACUAGUUGGGAAACUUCAUAUCUUGACAUUUUCAGUUGCAGACGGCCGACAAAGAUGACGGAAACCUCCGCGAACAAGCUGCUAAACGGAGAUGCCUGUCACCGUACCUCAAACGGCAAAAAAUCGAGCAAAAAUGGCUUCGUGAAGAACCACUGCCUGUUUCAACAGCCACAGAAGUAUCGUCGCCCCAGGGAGAGGAACCAAAAUGCCACACACAACUCCAGCUUGUACAAGAAGCCCUUUGCGGAAUCAUUUGAGGAGACACCUCUACUUGUGGCCGUGCUCACCUACAUGGGCUAUGGCAUCCUCACCGUCUUUGGCUACCUCCGAGAUUUCCUUCGCCACUGGAGCAUCGAGAAGUGCCACGUGGCUCGGGAGAAAGAGGAGCAGAAGGAUUUUGUCCCCCUCUAUCAGGACUUUGAGAACUUUUACACCAGGAACUUGUACAUGAGAAUCCGAGACAACUGGAACAGACCCAUCUGUAGUGUCCCUGGUGCCAAGAUGGACCUGGUGGAGAGCGUUUCUCACGACUACAAUUGGACCUUCGAGCAAACAGGCAGAGUGGUGAAGGACGUCAUCAACAUGGGCUCAUACAAUUACCUGGGCUUUGCUGAGAAUACCGGGGCUUGUGCCAAUGCUGCGUUUGAGGCCACGGAAAAGUAUGGCCUUGGAGUGGCAAGCUCUCGCUGUGAGAUGGGGAACCUGGACAUUCACGAGGAGCUGGAGCAGUUGGUUGCCAGGUUCCUGGGUGUUGAGUCAUCCAUGGCUUUUGGCAUGGGCUUUGCAACCAACUCCAUGAACAUUCCUGUCCUCACCGGGAAGGGUUGUCUUAUUCUGAGUGACGAGCUGAAUCACGCCUCUCUGGUGCUGGGUGCCCGCCUGUCAGGAUCCACAAUUCGGGUCUUCAAACACAACAACAUGCAAAGCCUGGAGAAGCUGCUGAGAGAUGCUAUCGCUCACGGGCAGCCGAGAACACACAGACCCUGGAAGAAAAUUCUCAUUGUGGUGGAGGGCAUAUACAGUAUGGAGGGGUCCAUCGUGCGUCUCCCGGAGGUCGUUGCUCUGAAGAAGCGCUACAAGGCGUAUCUGUACCUGGAUGAGGCCCACAGUAUCGGGGCUCUGGGGCCUAACGGCAGGGGAGUGGUGGACUACUUCGGCCUGGAUCCCAAAGAUGUGGACAUCAUGAUGGGAACAUUUACCAAGAGCUUCGGGGCUGCUGGAGGAUACAUUGGAGGCAAAAAGGAGCUGAUCGACUACCUGCGUUGCCACUCUCACAGCGCCCUGUACGCUACCUCCAUGUCCCCUCCUGUGGUCCAGCAGAUCAUCACCUCUAUGAAGAGCAUCAUGGGGGAGGAUGGGACCACACUCGGUGCUGACCGCCUCAGACAGCUCUCAGAGAACACCACCUACUUCCGCAGGAAACUUCGUGAAAUGGGCUUCAUCAUCUAUGGAAACGAUGACUCCCCUGUAGUACCCAUGAUGCUCUACAUGCCUGCCAAAAUUGGGGCCUUUGGUCGGGAGAUGUUGAAGAGAAACAUUGGCACAGUGGUUGUCGGCUUCCCAGCAACACCCAUCAUCGAGUCGAGGGCGCGUUUCUGUGUGUCCGCAGCCCAUACCAGAGAGAUGCUUGACACAGCGUUGGGGGCCACAGACGAAGUGGGCGACCUGCUGCAGCUGAAAUACUCCAGACGUGAACAGCCUCUUCCCUCGCUUGGGUGGAUGGCCGAGGAGAGCCUGCUUCAGGACUGAGCAGCAUCACACACUGCCCUCACAAAACCUUCUCUGAUGUCCUUCAUUUUCCUCUGAGCCAGUCAGUCCUGCCCACAUUUCUCCUCACAGCAGCCUCCCGUGGACUCACCAGAACCAAAGUCUUGACAGGUCCACCCUUUUGAAACCUGCACCGCUCAUCAGCCUGUGUGCAGCCUGUUCAGCUGAUGCCCCACAGCUUUGUGUGCGUCCCCUCAGUUCCUCCUAACUUAUUGUGACUGCAUCUGUCUCACAUCAAGCCCUUUCCUGUGUGCACAUUGAAUGUGUAUCUUAUUUGUGCAAUAAUAACAACAUUUUGUAGACAUUUUUUUUUUUUGCAAUGAGUUCCUACUCAUGCACUUGGAAAAAAAAUACAAUAAUAAUAAGACACCAGAUCAUGGCAGUGGCUAUGAUGAGCACAGGAAAAUAAAAUAUAUGUAAAUAUUAUUUAUCCCAAAGUAAGGUAAUGCUGCCUUAGUGUAGCAUCCCAAACCUCAAAUAGAGAUACAUUAUUUCACAGGAGUAACAUUAGCAGAUGUACUCCAUAUGUAUUUAUCUGAUGGCUUUUUUCUAAUCAAUUUUACUUGAAUGGAGUAUAGGAUACUGGGUUCUUUAACCUUACCAAAGGAUGUAUAUGUAUAGAUAUGUUUUCUACCUUUUCUCUUUUAAAUGCAAAGCAGCUGUUCCAAACGAAAACAUUUAACAGAGAAAGAAUACUUUUAUUGCCUAUUUUCUAGAGAUAUUUUUCAGCCUUAUUUACUGUUUACACCUGCACUCAAAAACUUGAGCCCAGUGUCUUUAACAUUUCUAUAAGCUAAUGAGCUACAUGUGUGAUCUUUAUUUUUUAUUGCUAAACUCUUAUUGCCUAAAUGCUUUCAUGUGAAUCCGCAUUGUCGCCGAUCUCUGAGCACAUGACACGCUGUCACUUAGAUCUGUAUGUAUGACGAUGCCGCUUCCACGCUCAUCUGAUUUACAGACAGCUUUAUUUAUUCAAAAUGUCCUUCUCACCCAUCAGCUAUCUUAUUUUUAUCUGAAAGGCAGCUCCAAAUGUGUCCCAGUGUGUGUUUUAACCGACUAUCCACACGUCUUAACUUCAGUGCCGGCACUACUGACGGGCAUUGUACAUGCACAGAUGACGUAGUCACUGAUAUUUGCAGGAUUUGUUUGGGGAUGCUUCAAACGUCAUCGUUUUUUUUCUAAUGAUUUAUCUUCUUUGGUCAUCUUCUGGAAUGACAUUCCAUAUCAACUUGCUUUCAGUGUCAAGUGUUUUUACAUGUCACUGGUAUUUAAUGUUCAUAUGUGUGUUUAUGUUCUACCACUUAAUCCAGCCAGUCAGAAAGCUGGCAGUUGUCUGGCAAUGUGACCAUUCCUCUAAAUGUUCAUCAAAGUGAUUUCACUCAACUCAAGUUUUGAGAAGCUUUGUUGAUGUUAUUUUUGCAUUUUAGCGCGACAGCUUUUUAACAGUACAUCCAUUGGAUAUUAACUGCGUUGUUGUCAUUCCAAUAUUGUUGUUUUUCUUCAACGAAAAAUGACUUGAAUAAGAACUCUGUGACGCAUUUGCUUUCAAUUAACAAAAUAUUUAUCAUGGAAUAGAUGACUAUGGUCUAGAAUGGCACUCUUCAGAAAUGUGAUCUCUGACGUUAAAAAAAAAGAGUCAAAGUUUCCUCUCAAGCCGUCUGUUAUACCAUGCAGUGU
Anoplopoma fimbria (sablefish) is the source of this 3512-nucleotide messenger RNA. It is a transcript of the gene sptlc2b, whose product is annotated as serine palmitoyltransferase, long chain base subunit 2b. The transcript is spliced from 12 exons. The record is from RefSeq and is a predicted model, not a curated record. Bases 126 to 1820 code for a protein of 564 amino acids. Gene Ontology annotation, biological process: ceramide biosynthetic process; sphingosine biosynthetic process. Lineage: Eukaryota; Metazoa; Chordata; Actinopteri; Perciformes; Anoplopomatidae. Gene Ontology annotation, cellular component: serine palmitoyltransferase complex. Gene Ontology annotation, molecular function: serine C-palmitoyltransferase activity; pyridoxal phosphate binding.